AUGGAUGAUCCGCCAACACCUUCCUCGAAAAAACCACUUCCUAAGUAUACUUCGAUUGAUUUAGAAAGUGAACUGCCGGACAUAUUCAGCACUUCUCUCAAUCCAAAUGUUCAGGACCCCGAUUUGACUCUCUUUUAUAGCCAACGCGAUCCUCCUUUUUACAAUUAUAAAAAACGUAACAGUCCUCCUCCGAGUUAUCCGCCAUCCAACAGAUCUUUUUCAACAUCUACAGCUCCGCUAACAAAUUUCAGCUCGAACGAUCGUAAGCGUUUCUGGUUUGUGGCUAUUUUCAGCUGUUUAGUCAUUUGCCCAUUGAUCAUUUUCAUUUUGUUCAAUUGGUUUAAUUCUCAUUACAAACGUAACUCGUUCUGA
This is a messenger RNA of Auanema sp. JU1783, 372 nucleotides long. The record is from the annotation of a GenBank genome assembly. NCBI's taxonomy places the organism in Eukaryota, Metazoa, Nematoda, Chromadorea, Rhabditida, Rhabditidae.